Aspergillus calidoustus is the source of this 888-nucleotide messenger RNA. The record is from the annotation of a GenBank genome assembly. Lineage: Eukaryota; Fungi; Ascomycota; Eurotiomycetes; Eurotiales; Aspergillaceae.
AUGGCCUCUUGGAACGAAAAACACAUCAACUACAUCGUCUGGAUCAACCAACCCGAAGUCGACGUCAUCUUCAAGACUUCAGGCGACACACGCCGUUUCCACAUGGCCGACAAAUGGAACGACUGGAAAUACGGCAUAGACCUCUUCAGGGGGCAAGACUCAACGGAUCCAACAGCGGAGAAGUUCUCCUUCCGCGUCGUGCGCAACGGGAAGACGCUCGUCUCCCAAUGGCAGGAUAUCAACGCCUUCACGGGGAACCUCGGCAAGGGGGACAUGGGCCUGAGCCUUGAUAACCAGAAGAUUACUAUUGUCGAUGGUCUUUUCAUCCAGUAUACCUUCUACGACGCCGGCCAGUACCCGACUACUAACCUUCCCGCUGCACACCAGUGCUACGUGACCGUAGCCCCCGACCGCUCUGCCUGGAUGACCUCGCUCGUGCCGCCCGCGUCCCCGGAAGCAAAGAAGCCCUUUACUCGCUUCGUGCUACCAGGAGGCCACAACUUUGGGUUAAACAGCAUGGCCAGCUGCCGGCAGCUAACAGCGAACCUGACGCCCGCGGCGAUCAUCACGAAGAUCUUGGGCCCCUGGCUCGGCCCGCUUAGGUUCGUGGGGAACCUUGUGGGCAUCGGCGCCGCAAAGGCACUGGGCGUUAUGGAGGCGACGUCGCGGAACCAGAAGGAUAGCGUUAGCGACCAGUUAGCCAUGGGGGCGCGCUACUUUAAGGUGCGCGCGUCGCGGGUUGAUCCAAAACUCCACGCGCAUUCAGGGGGCAUGGCAGAUGAGAUCUAUUUCCAUCAUGCGAUUUUACCAGGUAUUACCAUCCGGAGUUUCUUUAAGGAUGUGGUGGACUUCCUCUGCAAGCAGCGCGACGAGAUCCUCAUGGUCUAG